CGAUGGCGACUUCAUUCAACAGAUCAGUGAAGUCCCACAGCGCUCAAACUGUGCAGGACUACAGAUGUGAGGCUCUCGGAAGAGUCAAACAUCUGGUUUCAUCGCGUAUCUACGCUCCUGUCGCUUACCUGCUACAGACAGAAAUAUGAAAACAUGGCAGUUAAAGCCAGAAAAUCAAAUGCCAAGGACCAGAGCAGCGAGAAGGACAGGAGUCAGUCCGCGUCGGGGAAAAGCAAGCGUGCCAAAGAUGGGAAGGGCUCGGCUUCCCAGAGUAAAAACGGACUUUUUCCAGGGUUAAUUAGAAGCAAAGUAGGUUUGAGCCCCUCCGCUUUUGCAAGAGGAAUAUCAGUGUUGGUUCUCGCUAUUAUUGUGGGAUUUUUACACUGGUAUCAUCUCUCACAUCUGUUUGAAAAUGACAGACAUUUUUCACACAUGUCGUCUUUGGAAAAGGAGAUGGCCUUUCGAACAGAAAUGGGACUAUAUUACUCCUACUUCAAGACCAUCAUUAAGGCUCCUUCUUUCAUGGACGGUCUUUAUAAAAUCAUGAACGAUCGUCUCACUGAAUAUCCUCUGGUGAUAAACACUCUGAAGAGGUUUAACUUGUACCCUGAGGUGGUCUUGGCCAGCUGGUACAGAGCAUACACUAGCACAAUGGAUUUCUUUGGGAUCCCUACCAAGAUGUGUUGGACUAUCAAUAGAGGGGAGGGUCUAGAUCCGGUGGAGAGCUGUGAAGGUCUGGGGGAUCCUGCUUACUUUUAUGUCACAUUUGUGUUCCUGUUAAAUGGGGCAAUGAUGAGCCUCUUCUUCAUUUAUGGAACAUAUCUGAGUGGCAGUCGACUGGGUGGCACUGUUACAGUUCUGUGUUUCUUCUUUAAUCAUGGAGAGAGUACUCGGGUCAUGUGGACACCACCUCUGAGAGAGAGCUUCUCCUACCCCUUCCUGGUUCUGCAGAUGCUUCUGCUCACUUACAUCCUCCGGACAAGGAACCCAAGCAAGAAUACCAUGAUGGCUCUGGGGAUCUCCAAUAUUUUCUUCAUGCUGCCAUGGCAGUUUGCUCAGUUUGUCUUGCUUACCCAGGUGGCAUCCCUUUUUGCUUCAUAUAUCCUGGGAUAUCUGAGUCCGACAAAAAUGCAGUCUGUCUUAGUAACUCACAUGAUCUCCUUAGUCGUCUGUUUUUUUUUAAUGUUCGGGAACUCAAUGCUCUUGACAUCCUUCUACGCCUCUUCACUGAUCUCCAUCUGGGGGGUAAUUGCACUCAGGGGUUGUUUGGUUGGUAUAUUCAAACCUGGACUCUUCACAUGGGUCAUGCAGUGCCUUGCAUGGGUGGUCUCCACUGUCAUUCUGAAGUUCAUGCUUUCAGUGGUCUUUGGGGCAUCAGAUGAUGCCCACAUCAGCAGUCUGAUCAAAUCCAAGUUCACAAGCUACAAAGACUUUGACACGAUGAUGUACACGUGUGCUGCUGAGUUUGACUUCAUCGAAACAGAGACUCUCAUCCGGUACAUCAAAACCAUGCUGCUUCCAAUUAACCUGCUGAUUGUGGGUUUUAUCGCUGGAAGGGCUAUAAAGGACAUUGUGUUUCUCAGAAAUAAAACUGCAGAAAAGUCAGAGGAUGAUGAAAUGGAGCAGAGCCAGAUGUUGGCGAAGGGAGUGUUGGUGUAUCACAGUCUGCAGCUGGUGGCGUUUGCAGUGCUGGCUGUGCUCAUCAUGAGGCUGAAGCUCUUCCUCACUCCUCAUAUGUGCAUCAUGUCUUGUCUGAUCUGCUCCAGACAGCUGUUCGGCUGGGUAGGAGAGAAGUUUAAACUUCAGCUGACGGUCGUGGGAAUAUUAUCCAUCAUGGCAGUCCAAGGAGUCGCAAACCUGCAGAGUCAAUGGGGCAUCAUAGGAGAAUUCAGUAACUUUCCUCAAGAAGAGCUCCUGGAGUGGGUCAAAGACAACACAAGCCCUAAUGCUGUGUUUGCUGGUGCAAUGCCCACCAUGGCGAGUGUGAAACUGUCCACAGGAAGAGCCAUAGUGAACCACCCACAUUAUGAAGACGCAGGAUUGAGAGAAAGAACAAAGAUGGUGUAUGCCAUGUACAGCCGAAAGCCAGCUGAGGUAGUGAAGCGAAACUUAAUAAAGCUGCAGGUGGACUAUUUCAUCCUUGAAGACUCGUGGUGCACCAGACGCUCCAAGCCUGGUUGCAGCAUGCCUGAGAUCUGGGACGUGGAGGAUGCACAAAAUGCAGGGAAAGUGCCACUUUGCACUCUCAUGUGGAGGGAUUCACGUCCUCACUUCUCCACCGUCUUUCACAAUGACAUUUACAAAGUCCUGCGAGUUCCCAAAACAGUGAGAGAUAUGAGAUAACAGAAGUUAUCCCCUUACCUUACUGUUUUCCUGUCUUUGAUAUGUGCGUGUGUGUGUACACAGCAAGGAUUAUUUUUGUAAAGGUCAGAUGUGUUUCUUGAGCCCUGGACUUGGGUGUCUGUUUUGUUUUGAUAAGCUGUUAGAGAUGUUGGAACCGCUGUGAGAGUCGAUAAGUAUUGAAUCACCCCUUUUUACUGAAAGGAUUAGUUCACCCAAAAAUGAAUUAGCUGAAAAUGAGCUCCAUCUAAGAUGUAGAUGAGUUUGUUUCUUCAUCAGAACAGAUUUGUCCAUACAGACUUCUGUUAUUUCUGAUGGCACCCAUUCACUGCAGAGGAAACAUUGGUGAGCAAGUGAUGAAAUGCUUAAUUACUCCAAAUCUGUUCUGAUGAAGGAGCAAACUCGUCUAUGCCUUGGAUGGCUUGAGGGUGAGUCAGUUUUAAACAUAUUUUAUUAUUAUUAACUAUUCCUUUAAUUAUCGGUUCUCAUGCUUGUUAAAAUGAUUUUUAUUUGUUUAACUGUGAUUUUUGCCAUCAAUGGUGCUGCUGUUGGCCGGUUGCAUAUGGUCCAGACAAUUGUUUACUUAAAUCAUUUCACUUUUUGUGCAUAAAAUAUUUUUACACUCUUGGAUUUUCAACCUGUGACGUUUUGUAAAACUCUGUGUAUAGUUUUCACAUUUACAUUUGCUUUGGGCAGAUGCUCUUACCAAAGUGACCUAUAAAAAGUUAUAUCGUUUGAGGGAGGAUUAUUAUAGUCUCUAGUGUUAUUAUUUUUUUUUUAUCUGCAAACUUACUUUUAUUAGUCAAUGGUUGUAAAAAAAAAAUAACUGCUUGUUACUCUCUGGUGUGUGUAAAUCAUGAUCAGUAUUAGCAAUCAUAUUUUUUAAUUAUGUUUUUAAAAAUGUAUUGCUCGGCUGUAUUUUCAUUUGGAUCAUGUUGGUUUCUUUACUGAAGUUUACCAUUGCUAGUGUUGCGUUCAUUUUCCAAGAGUAAAGAAAUGGCAACAGACAAGGUUUUUUUCCCAAUUCCAAAGUUUUGACAUCAUGUAGUAAAAAUAGUCCUUUAAAAAAACAAGCUGAAGGACUGUAAUCACUGCCGUAGUAUUAUUAAAGAUAUCAAUUUGUAGCAUGUGUUCUGUUGGAAUUCAGAAGUGUCCUUUACAUUUCAAUUGGCAUGCAUGUAAAGUGUUCAAGAACUUUUUUUUUUUUUCGUUUUAUCAGAUGUGAGGAACUUUUUAUUAUAUCAAUUAAAUGUUUUUUUUUUUGUUGAGUCAA
Carassius gibelio (silver crucian carp) is the source of this 3613-nucleotide messenger RNA. RefSeq names its product dpy-19-like 1, like (H. sapiens) (gene dpy19l1l). The transcript is spliced from 22 exons. Gene Ontology annotation, cellular component: nuclear inner membrane. Gene Ontology annotation, molecular function: mannosyltransferase activity. The coding region runs from base 154 to 2343 and encodes 729 amino acids. NCBI's taxonomy places the organism in Eukaryota, Metazoa, Chordata, Actinopteri, Cypriniformes, Cyprinidae. The record is from RefSeq and is a predicted model, not a curated record.